Messenger RNA from Colletotrichum spaethianum, 927 nucleotides. RefSeq names its product pinoresinol reductase 2. The coding region runs from base 1 to 927 and encodes 308 amino acids. NCBI's taxonomy places the organism in Eukaryota, Fungi, Ascomycota, Sordariomycetes, Glomerellales, Glomerellaceae. The transcript has a single exon. The record is from RefSeq and is a predicted model, not a curated record. Gene Ontology annotation, molecular function: oxidoreductase activity.
AUGUCUGAACAACAAGGACGAAAGAUCGCCAUUGUCGGUGCUAGCGGCAACAUUGGCGGCCUCACCCUCAAUGCCCUCCGCGAGAAGGGCAUUCACACCAUCACCGCCGUCGCCCGUGCAGGAUCCUCCGCUACAUUUCCCUCCGACGUGAUUGUCAAGAAGGGCGACUACUCGGAUGAGUCCUUCCUCGUCUCGGCCUUCCAGGGCCAGGAUGUUGUCGUUCUUCAACUCAGCUUCGAUAGCUUCAUGGCCGGCCAGGCGCCCCUCAUCCGCGCGGCGGCCAAGGCAGGUGUCAAGUGGGUCCUUCCCACAGAGUUCGGCUCCGACCUGGCGCCGUCCAAGCUCCUGGAUGCCAGCCCCCUGGUUGCGGGUAAGAAGCAGUUCCGCGAUCUGAUUGAGGAGCUGGGCAUGAGCUGGGUCGCCAUCAUUAACAACCCCUGGUUCGACUGGUCCCUUGCGCAGGGCUUCUGGGGUAUCGACAUCAAGAACCGUUCGGCGAAGCUGUUUGAUGGUGGCAAGACCAAGUUCAUCACGACCACUCUUGGCACUACCGCCAAGGGGACCGCAGGUGUUUUGAGCCUUCUAGAGUCGGAGCCUGAGGCACUUCGGAACAAGCCGGUCUACCUCAAGUCAUUUCACAUCUCACAGCGGGAUAUGCUCGACAGCAUUUUGCGUGCGACGGGCACGGAGGAGAAGGAUUGGAAGGUUGAGGUUCUGGACGCCGCAGCUGUUGUUGCCGAUUGCGAGGAGAAGUUCAAGCAGGGCGAUCACCUUGCCAUGUUGACUGGGUUCUACGUCAACCAUAUGCGCGAGGGCUGGGGAGGUGAUUACAAUGCCAAGGCCUUUGAUAUCGCUAAGCUUGGCGUUGCGGAGGAGAAUUUGGAUGAGGUUGUCAAGAGGGUUGUGAAAGAGGUUGAAGGCCAGUGA